CGCUUUUUUUCAACGGCCCGGACCUGAUUUGCCGAAGUGUUACGAUCCCAUUGGUGUGACCCGGACCGUGCUCUCCGCGCCGGCGUCACAGAAAACUGUCUCAAAAUGGAGAAGUCAGAGCAGAACAGCCGAAGCCAAGAGAUGGAACAGUCCGAGAGGCAUUCACAGCGCAUGCCUGCAAUGCACCACAGCAAGGAGAAGAACGAUGAAUCUCUGCACGCCGCGAACCGUUCCGAGCUCGAGAAUGUCACAGAGCACAAGGAACAAAGGUACAGCUCCAACCGUGCUCAGAGCCGAAGUCGCAGUGCUCCAAGGGAGGACAACGAGAAAGAGGCUCGGAGCCAGAGCCUGGGACUGCCGCACUCGCGGCGUGCGCGCCGGCCGCAUCACCGCCGCCGCUACACACGCAUGAUGAUCAUGAUGCUUCAACUGCUCUCAACGCGAUAUCAUUGCCCCAUCGCGGUUCGUGAUGUGGGCGAGCAGAUGCCGCGUUUCGCGUUGCCCCUCACCCCACCGCUGCCGCCCCGCGGAUUAUGCCCUGCGCCGGGCGGCGUUGGCGGCAGAAGUGGCAUGCCACGAUGAGGGAGGACAAAGAUGAGAAUCCCUGUGGCCACUGAGCAAUUUCGCUGUUCAACCGGCGUACUCGGCUGUUGUUGCCAUGUCAUCAGUUUCCACCGUUCGGGGGCGGCACAGAGACUGGCCCCCCUAAUCCCAAAGCCCAACAAUUUGUGGAAGGAAGGAAGAGCGGAUGCCCGUUUAACAAUUGAACACUUUUGUCUGAGCCUCACGUCUCAGGCUCAACCUGCGACUGGCGAACGUUUCA
Cladocopium goreaui is the source of this 823-nucleotide messenger RNA. The record is from the annotation of a GenBank genome assembly. NCBI's taxonomy places the organism in Eukaryota, Dinophyceae, Suessiales, Symbiodiniaceae.